CGUGCUCUUGCUGAUUCUCUCAGCAUCGUAAAUCUUCAACUAAAUAUCUCCCUCUCCCUUCUAUGCCAAGGCACAAGAGCUUAGAAGACACCACGUUACGACUACCCGCUGCAAUGGGAUAUCAUCUCGUACACAUUCUCCGGCAAAGAUGCAGACUUCAUCAUGGCCUCUACCGCGCACUACCGGCUUCUCGGGCGCGGAUGGUUCACCACCCUUGUCAACCCUUACAACUUUGCCUCCAACUGGGCCGGCCUUAUAGUCGUUACCGCCAACGUGGCUGCUCGCCAGAGUUUGUGGUUAGAAUGACUAUAUGGCCCUUCAUCGGCCUCAACUGCCUCGUCUUCUCUUGGUGGAGUUGGGAACACUAUCGUUCCCUCACUGGCACUUUCAAGAAUACCCCUGAGGCCUCGUACACGGACACGGUCGAUAAAUUACGGAAGCAUUACACGCUGAGCCUAGAAAACUUGCACCAAGGCCGUUGGUAUACCUUGCUCACGAGCGCCGUUAGCCAUAACAACCUGCCACAUCUGGCCUUCAACAUGAUCAGUUUCCACGCCUUUACUUCCUGUGCCGCGUGGUCUGGUCUGGGCUUAGGCACUAUAUGGACACUAUGUUUAGGAUCGGCCGUGUCUUGUGGUGUGGCGACGGUCCUAGAUUGGCAACGCAAGGGCUUAUCUGACAUCUAUGCCCUAGGUGCCAGCGGCAUUGUCUCGGGUGUGGGGGCGGCGAUGGCGUGUAUGGUACCAUUAAUGCCAUUCCGAGUUUUCUUCCUUCCUAUCGACAUCCCCCUCUGGAUGUUGACACUGGGAUACAUCGGAUAUGACUCCUACUCAUUAAAGGCCGAGAAUACCAAGGUCGGCCAUGCCGGCCAUCUUGGUGGUGCUGCUUUCGGCGUUCUCUUCUAUACAAUUGCACUUCGCAGGUUUGGUGGCGUGUCAGACCUUUGGCGUUUUAUAGCUAGAUUUGGUCUUAGGAGGAAGCGGCUAGAUGUUCCCCCACCAUUGAAACCGCGGGGUCGUAACCUGAAUCAACCAGCUAAGCCGCUCAGAAAGACAGGUCGGGAAAGAAGGAAUCAAUGAAGUUAACCAAUUAUUAUUUUUAGAAGAUAAUUAUUAUAUGUUAACUUAUUCAUUUUUUGUUUAUUUCUUAUUAAAUUAUAAUGUUUUUAUUUAUAUUUUAUUAGCUUUUAAAAAUUAUCAGCUA
Messenger RNA from Durotheca rogersii, 1203 nucleotides. RefSeq lists its product as uncharacterized. The record is from RefSeq and is a predicted model, not a curated record. The coding region runs from base 63 to 1079 and encodes 338 amino acids. The transcript has a single exon. Gene Ontology annotation, cellular component: membrane. Gene Ontology annotation, molecular function: serine-type endopeptidase activity. Lineage: Eukaryota; Fungi; Ascomycota; Sordariomycetes; Xylariales; Xylariaceae.